GGCAAAGGCGGCUCCUGCCAUGUUGGCCGGGACCGGGUCGGCGCGGAGGCCGGGGGCGGGGCGGCGCGGGCCCUGAUUGCUGAGCCCCGGCGGCCACGGCUCGGCGGAGGGGACUGCGUGUUGCUCGGGGCUGCUGCGGCGGGCGCGGAUCUCGUGGGAGAACACCGUGAAAUAAGAACCAAGGUCUACAAUGACAACCUACUUAGAAUUCAUCCAACAAAAUGAAGAACGAGAUGGGGUCCGAUUUAGUUGGAAUGUUUGGCCAUCGAGUCGGUUGGAAGCUACAAGAAUGGUUGUUCCAGUGGCAUCCCUGUUCACGCCCUUGAAGGAGAGACCCGAUUUACCGCCUAUUCAAUAUGAACCUGUUCUGUGCAGUAGGACCACUUGUCGCGCAGUUUUGAAUCCAUUAUGUCAAGUGGAUUACCGAGCAAAACUGUGGGCUUGCAACUUUUGUUAUCAAAGGAAUCAGUUUCCACCGACUUACGCUGGCAUAUCUGAACUGAAUCAACCUGCUGAACUUCUACCUCAGUUUUCUAGCAUCGAAUAUGUAGUUCUGCGUGGUCCUCAGAUGCCUCUGAUAUUCCUCUAUGUGGUUGACACUUGCAUGGAAGAUGAAGAUUUACAAGCUCUGAAAGAAUCCAUGCAGAUGUCAUUAAGUCUUUUACCACCUACGGCUUUGGUUGGACUUAUUACUUUUGGGAGAAUGGUACAGGUUCAUGAACUUGGAUGUGAGGGCAUUUCGAAAAGCUAUGUCUUCAGAGGAACCAAAGACCUGUCUGCCAAGCAACUGCAGGAAAUGCUGGGGCUCUCAAAAGUACCUGCCCAGGCACCACGUGGUCCGCAGGUCCAGCAGCCACCUCCUUCCAACAGAUUUUUGCAACCAGUACAGAAAAUAGACAUGAAUCUCACAGAUCUUCUGGGAGAACUGCAGCGAGACCCCUGGCCUGUACCACAGGGGAAAAGACCUUUGCGUUCCUCUGGGGUGGCGCUCUCCAUAGCUGUAGGACUCCUUGAGUGUACUUUUCCUAACACUGGUGCUCGUAUCAUGAUGUUCAUUGGUGGUCCAGCUACUCAGGGACCUGGAAUGGUGGUUGGAGAUGAAUUGAAGACACCUAUAAGAUCGUGGCACGACAUUGAAAAAGACAAUGCCAAAUAUGUUAAAAAAGGAACUAAGCACUUUGAAGCUCUAGCUAAUCGAGCCGCUACAACUGGUCAUGUUAUUGACAUCUAUGCGUGUGCAUUAGAUCAGACAGGUCUCCUGGAGAUGAAAUGCUGUCCCAACCUUACUGGAGGAUACAUGGUAAUGGGCGACUCUUUUAAUACUUCCUUAUUCAAGCAGACUUUUCAGAGAGUCUUUACCAAAGAUAUGCAUGGCCAGUUUAAAAUGGGCUUUGGUGGCACUUUAGAAAUAAAGACUUCAAGAGAAAUAAAGAUUUCAGGAGCUAUUGGACCCUGUGUGUCCCUAAAUUCUAAAGGACCCUGCGUGUCUGAAAAUGAGAUAGGGACAGGGGGCACCUGCCAGUGGAAGAUAUGUGGACUCAGCCCCACGACAACCAUAGCCAUAUAUUUUGAAGUUGUCAAUCAGCAUAAUGCCCCAAUUCCUCAAGGGGGGCGCGGCGCAAUCCAGUUUGUGACCCAGUAUCAACAUUCAAGUGGACAGAGACGCAUCCGAGUGACCACCAUUGCCAGGAACUGGGCAGAUGCUCAAACGCAAAUCCAAAACAUUGCUGCAUCUUUUGACCAGGAGGCAGCUGCUAUUCUCAUGGCACGGCUGGCGAUAUACAGAGCAGAGACAGAGGAAGGACCAGACGUGCUUAGGUGGCUAGACAGACAGCUCAUCCGCCUGUGUCAGAAAUUUGGAGAGUAUCAUAAAGACGAUCCCAGUUCCUUCAGAUUUUCAGAAACAUUCUCCCUUUAUCCACAGUUUAUGUUUCACUUAAGAAGAUCUCCCUUCUUGCAAGUUUUUAACAACAGUCCAGAUGAGAGUUCAUAUUAUCGUCACCAUUUUAUGCGUCAAGACCUGACCCAGUCUCUAAUCAUGAUCCAGCCUAUUCUGUAUGCAUAUUCUUUUAGUGGGCCGCCAGAGCCGGUCCUUCUUGACAGCAGCAGCAUUCUUGCAGACCGGAUUCUUCUCAUGGACACGUUCUUCCAGAUCUUGAUCUAUCACGGAGAGACCAUAGCGCAGUGGCGCAAGUCAGGAUACCAAGACAUGCCCGAGUAUGAGAACUUCCGCCACCUCCUGCAGGCCCCAGUGGAUGACGCGCAGGAGAUCCUUCACUCCAGAUUCCCGAUGCCAAGAUACAUUGACACUGAGCACGGGGGCAGCCAGGCUCGCUUCCUGCUUUCCAAAGUCAACCCUUCACAGACUCAUAAUAAUAUGUAUGCCUGGGGACAGGAGUCUGGAGCCCCUAUCCUCACUGAUGACGUUAGUUUACAAGUGUUUAUGGAUCACUUGAAGAAACUUGCAGUGUCCAGCGCUGCUUAAAGUGCUAAACUUCAAUAUCAAGGACUUUCACGAAGAUGAAAUAAUGUUUCACUUUCAUUUUUUUCCCCUUUUCAGUUUAUUUGUGAAAACCAACAGAGAUAUAACUCUUUGGACUUUUUUUUUUUUGUUAUUGUUAUUACUAUGGUUUGAGAUAACAUAUAGGAAAAAGUUCACUUUUAUAGAUUAAACUGGAAUCUAAGAGCAAUAAGAACAAAUCUUUUUUUUUUUUUUGCUUGCCACAGUAUUAUAACUUGUUUUAGAAAUCUGAGGUCUUUAUAACUUUAUUAUGUUAAGGAGUGACAAUAGUCUGCCUUGCACUACAGAGACAUAUCUCAUUGUAUAUUACAGACAAAUUCAAAGUGGCACUGCCUUGUCCUUGUUGACUUUCUGAAAACUCCUUUCUUAAUUUUAUUCAGAAAGUGAACUCAUCUACAGUAAUGAUAGAUGUGAACAUUUUUUUGCCUACUCACUGAAUAUUUUUCUGUGAUUUUCAACAUUUAUGCAUCUACUUUUUCUGUACUUAAUCUGUUUAGGUAGAUUUAUUUUAUGAUGAUUUGUUUAGGGAUUAUUUUACUUUAUAUACAGUAAUUUUCAUAAAGAUAAUGCUUUUGGUUAUUAGGAAAAAUAGUUUAAAGAUAAAAAAGACUUUUGGGAACAAUCCUACAACUGAUAAUAAAUGUGAAAUUCUCACAAAGUACCCAACUUAAUGUGAUUAAAUGUGAUACUUUUUUUUAAAAGUGAGAUGGAAAGCAAACCAUUUACUUCAGAGUGUAUUUUAGAAAAGUCUUGCAGUCAAAUGACAGUUAAAUUUUCAGCUCAUGGUUUUAUUAUUUCCCCUUGUUUUUCUGAGGUUAACUUUACAUUCUAGCCUUCAGUAUUUUAGCUCUACUUUGGGAGUUUUAAAUUUUGUGUGAUUUUAUUAAGUUGUGGUUCUUAUUAAAACAGUAUUAUAUACAAUUUUGUUGAAUCACAUCAUGUGGUGAUGAUGCAGUUUUAUUUUGAUUUAUUUGUUAGUAUUAUCCACUUCUAUAAGUUUACUUGUGGCAUAUGUUUACAUUGCUAGGACCGGAUGUGUGGCAAUGAAAUUUGCAUCAAGUACUGCAAAUCAAAGGUGGUGCUGUGUAUUGACACUUGCUUAUUGGAAGGACAGUUUUAAUGGUUGCACUUGCAUGAACACAAUCAUAUGACGGUAAAAUAGAAAAUCUAAAAAAUUAUUCUGUUCAAUUAGAUUCUAUAAAUUGCUGUUUUAUUUGAAUCAAACUGUAUGCUAGGCCUACAUACUAAUAAAAUAUACUUUUUUCUCUG
This is a messenger RNA of Erinaceus europaeus (western European hedgehog), 3790 nucleotides long. It is a transcript of the gene SEC23A, whose product is annotated as SEC23 homolog A, COPII coat complex component. Bases 191 to 2485 code for a protein of 764 amino acids. Gene Ontology annotation, cellular component: endoplasmic reticulum exit site; COPII vesicle coat. Lineage: Eukaryota; Metazoa; Chordata; Mammalia; Eulipotyphla; Erinaceidae. Gene Ontology annotation, biological process: COPII-coated vesicle budding; endoplasmic reticulum to Golgi vesicle-mediated transport; COPII-coated vesicle cargo loading. The record is from RefSeq and is a predicted model, not a curated record. Gene Ontology annotation, molecular function: zinc ion binding; GTPase activator activity. The transcript is spliced from 20 exons.